UGUCACUCUGCAGUGUCACACAUGCGCAGGGCUCCGAGCAGCUCAGAGCCCAGGGAAGGCAGCACAGGAGCUCUGCUUUGCCCUGUUACUGAGCAACAAACCCAACCUGGCCUGGCAAGAGAGAAUUCAGCCAAAAGGUGAUUCACCUGCACACAGGAGCAGCUCCUGCCCUCGCAGCCCAGCCUGCAGAGCCAUUCAUGAAGGGAUUUCUGAUCGUCCUGGCUGCAGUUUCAGUGGUCGGUAUUGUGACUACAGAGAGAUCAUCAUGUCUGAAACGUGCAGCAUUUUCUUCCACAAACUUUGAGAACAUCCUGACGUGGGAAACAGAGGCAGAUAUUCCCCCUGGCACUGUGUUUGAUGUCCAGUACAAACAGUAUGGAGAGAAAUCCUGGCUCACCAAACACGAGUGCCAGAGCAUCACCCAGCUCUUCUGCAACCUCAGCAAGGAGACAGAGAACUUCACGGAGCACUUCUACGGGCGGGUGCGGGCGCGGGGCUGCUCCCCCGGCUGGGUGCGCUCCGAGCGCUUCGAGCCCCGCAAGGAGACCGUCAUAGGGCCCCCCCAGGUGGAACACGUCCCCCACGUCCGCUCCAUCAGGUUCCUGCUCCGGCCGCCCCUGACGCCCCUGCGGGGCGAGGACGAGCAGCAGCUCAGCGUGGAGGACAUUUACAGCAAAUUCGGGGCUGUGGAUUAUCACCUGACAAUGUUCAACCAGAGGACGCGGCAGCAGUGGACAAAGAAUGAGCACAACAAAGAAUUUGAAGUUUCCAACUUGGACCCAGACACUGAAUACAACGGGACAGUUUAUAUCUGUCUGCUCCAGAGAAGGAGCAAACCUCAGGUGUUUUGGGUCAAAACACUGGCAGACAAGACGUGGAUUCUCUACUGUCUGGUGGCCCUGGCCUUCUGUGCCGGGCUGCUUUUUGCUGCCACUGCUUUUGUGAUCUACAAAUACAUCAAACAGCGCAGUGCCCAGCCCAGGGCCCUGGACUUCAGAGGGAUUCCAUCGUUCCAGCCUCUCACACUGACAGUGGAGCACAUCAUAAAGCCCCUCAGCUUUUCCAAACCUUCCCCGUUCAUCCCUGAAGUGCAGCUGGCCCAGAUGAGCCAACAUCUGGGCUGGGCCCUGGAGCCACGACAGCUCUCCUGUCCCUACCAGCAGCAGGUGGAUGUCCCAGCACCGCAGCUGCCCCCCGAGCCCUGCCAGGAGGAAAUGGCAGCUCCCAUCACUGCCUACACCCCUCAGAGAGCUGAGCAGAGCCCCGCUGCUGCCCCAGGCAGCCCCAGCCUGGCCCUGACCUACGGGCUGUGCGUGGAGGGCACGGACAGGAGCUCACCGCCCGCGCAGAGGCUGAAGGAAUCUUCUCCACAUCGUCCUGAGGAUGGAGAGCUCCGGACCCACGGGCUGGCAAAGAGCUGCGGCCACUGGGAUUACAAAGAGCAGCAGCCAGAGGUGGCCCUGUGGAAGAGCAGGGACAGACUGGAGUCAGUUGUGAUCCAGGGCAGCCCUGGGCAGAGCCGGCUGCUGCUGCAGAGCGAGGGGCUGCAGGAUCCAGAGCGUGUGUCCCGGCUGUCCCUGUCCCUGCUGGAAGCAGGAGGGUGCUACAGGCAGCAGGCAGCGCUGCCCCUGCUGCUGCCCGCAGGGAAAGCUGCCCCAGGCCAUGCUGCAGAGGAGGAGCUGCUGGCACCUCUGCUGCUCUCCGUCAGGACUGGCAGUGCCUUCCCUGCACAGAGGCACGGGGAGCAGUGGCUGCUGCCAGAGCCAUCCCCACACCCUGCAGGCACAGUGCAGCUCCCAGGGACUGCAGCCGGGGAAAUGCCCCCAGCAGCAGAGGGGCUGGGCUGCUCAGGGCUCCGCGUGUCCCCGGGCCAGGACACGGACACUCCUCUCACCAUGCUCUUCAGAGAUCUGGACUUGAAAGUGCAGUGGGAUGAGGAGAGCACAGAAUUUUAUUAGGAUGAAUUAAUGGUAUUUAAAUCCAGAUGUUGUCUUGUAUAAAACAGAAGCAAUGCAAAGCCACAGCUGAUCCUGGCUGUGUUAACAGAGCUCAGGGCUGUCACCCUGUUCCAUCGUGGAGUUUGUGCCUUUACUGAGAGAAUUGCUCCUUGUUACACUGCCAUACUGUACCUUUGCACUUAAACAACAGGUCUUUAUUUCUCACAUAUUCUCCAAUUUAUUAUGAAUGGGGUUACUUUAAAAGAUCAGUGAAAAUUCAGUUUCCAGUCCCAGAUUCAGUUUACUGAAAAUUCAGCAAAAUUCACAAACUGUAUGUGCUCUUUACCAACACCUAAGAUAGAGGGCUGAGAUGAAACUCCCUUUGAAGAAAUUCAGGUAUGCAAACCUAGAAGUAUUUAAUGUACCAUGGUACAGUAAAAGAAGUAAACAGUUACUGGUGUUCUGCCCUUGGAUAGAUGACUUGGAAAAGAAUAUUGCACUUUCCUGGAAUGGACUUUGCCUUUAAAGGAGUCAUUGAAACUGGUAACAGCUCCUGAUGCAGCAGUUCUGUGAAAUGUGUCCCUGUCCCCUGUGCUUUUUAAUACCUGUACAAAGAUUAAGCCUUUUUUAAUACCUGUACAAAGAUAAAGCCUUUUUCAUCUCAGCAACA
This is a messenger RNA of Passer domesticus (house sparrow), 2607 nucleotides long. RefSeq names its product interleukin 22 receptor subunit alpha 1 (gene IL22RA1). Gene Ontology annotation, cellular component: plasma membrane. Gene Ontology annotation, biological process: cytokine-mediated signaling pathway. Gene Ontology annotation, molecular function: protein binding; cytokine receptor activity. NCBI's taxonomy places the organism in Eukaryota, Metazoa, Chordata, Aves, Passeriformes, Passeridae. The transcript has 7 exons. Bases 198 to 1958 code for a protein of 586 amino acids. The record is from RefSeq and is a predicted model, not a curated record.